AUGCGCGUGACAGCUGCAUUGCCGCUCAUUGUACUGUCAACGGCGUCGGUGGGUAAUGCACUCUCUCUGCAUAGACGUGAUGCGCCAGCAGUCCUGGCAGCACCGUUACAACGUAGGCAGGGUGGAGUUUUGAGUAGAAGGGACACUUCUCCAGUGGAUGUGCCGAUUUUCAACCACCAAAAUGGGAGCUACUGGAUGAAUUUGACUCUGGGAUCGCCUCCACAAAACUUUACACUCGCUCUGGACACGGGCAGCAGUGAUCUAUGGGUUAUUGGGGGAUCGAAGCAAGCAUAUAACGUAUACGACUCGGGUGCAUCGUCCUCUUAUAAAGCACUUGAUCUCCCAUACAACGCAACAUACGCAGAUGGCACUACAGCGCUCGGUACCUACGCGACUGAUAAGUUGGGCUUGGGGGACACAACUGUCAAGGACUUUCAGUUCAUUGUUGUUAAUCAAACUUCUUCUGAUGUGGGUAUUGCCGGCAUUGGGUACAACAUCUCAACAUAUGAGGCUCAACACCUAGGUAAAACAUACAACAACCUACCUUAUGCCUUGGUCGCUAGCGGCAUUACCAAAUCGGCCGCUUACAGUCUGUGGAUGGAUGAUUCUGCAGCAGCUUCAGGAACCAUAAUGUUCGGUGGUGUCAACAAGGCCAGAUACGUUGGCGAACUUCAAACUCUCCCAGUUGUGCCAGUCUACAACAGAUAUUAUUCACUUGCGCUGGCCUUGACCGAAGUAAUUGUGACAACUGGACACUCUAAGAGUUCUACAACCAACCUCCCGCUCGCAGUUUCCCUGGAUACGGGUUCAAGUUGGUCUUCAUUGCCAGAAGACCUUUUUAAGGACAUUCUCGGUGCUCUGAAUGGGACCUACGAUGAUAAAAACCGCGCCGCUUAUGUAAGCUGUGACUUGAUAAAGACAGAUUACAAUGUGACAUUCAGUUUUUCUGGAGCCAAGAUCGACGUGGGCCUGAAUCAACUGGUCUUCGCUGCAACCGAAGCCGGCUGGCCUGCGAAUGCCUGUAUCCUUGGCCUUACCCCCAGUCAGCCGGGUAUCAACAUUCUUGGCGACACGUUCCUGCGUAACGCAUAUGUUGUCUAUGAUCUUGAGAACAACGAAAUUUCCCUUGCCAACACAAACUUCAACCCUGGUAAGGACGAUAUUUUGGAGAUUGGUGUCGGCGCCGACGCAGUGCCUGGUGCCACUCUUGUCCCUUCGGCUGUUUCAACCGCCACUGGAAACGGGGUCCAAACGGCUACCACCGGCAUUGCGAGUGCUACUGGUAGUACAACUACUGGGGGUUCUGCAAAAUCCACUGGCGCGUCCUCGGGCAUGGCUGCAUUGCCCACUGGCAAUGCCAAACAUCUGCUCUCGGGACUAGCGGGUGCUGGUCUUCUCCUGAUGAUCUAA
Talaromyces marneffei is the source of this 1410-nucleotide messenger RNA. RefSeq lists its product as uncharacterized. The record is from RefSeq and is a predicted model, not a curated record. The transcript is spliced from 3 exons. The coding region runs from base 1 to 1410 and encodes 469 amino acids. Gene Ontology annotation, biological process: proteolysis. Lineage: Eukaryota; Fungi; Ascomycota; Eurotiomycetes; Eurotiales; Trichocomaceae. Gene Ontology annotation, molecular function: aspartic-type endopeptidase activity.